AUGGGGGAUUCCUCUGAGGCAGAAUUUACGGAAUCUAUAUCAGUUCCAGGAGCUGAGAGUUCUCAUAAGCAGAAGGAUCAGCCUAUUUCUAUCUUGAACAACCGUUGUAUGAGUGGUGGUCGAGGGAUGAGCGUUAAAAGUUCAACCAGCGGUGUGCCGCAGCAACAGGCUCCAGUGUUCCAUGGAGUGGUGGUAGGGGAUGAAAGGGUAGCGGGAGGUAGUGGUGCUGUUAAUGGUGCUAAUGAGGGUGUUGCAACCGGAGAGAGGUCGAUUCAGGCUACUCCAGUAAAAUUUGAUACGGGUACGCUAGUUGGGCCAGGUACCGCCAAAGCGUAUAUUAAUCAAUACAGUACUACGGAGCCGGUUAAUCUCGGUUUGAUGGAGCAGAAGAUCAAGUUGGUCACGCAUGGGCUUGAUGUAUCUCCUGAUUCUUCGUUGAUGGGAAGUAAUUCUGGAGCUAACUCUCCUACAUCUUUUUCCAAGACACCCACAGGGGGUGUCGUUGCGGUUUCCUUUACGGUUCCAUGUAAUGCAGAAAAGAUCUCUCACAGAGGUUCUAUUUCUACACGGCCUCCUAACGCGGCGGCCAAGAACAGUAUUAGUGGUUCUGGCGCGCAUGCAGGUGCACCACCGGCUGGAUCAGUACCUCAUAUGGGGGUAGGGACCGGGGGACAUGCCACAGAAUUGCAUACCAAUGAUAGCGAUUCUUCUGCCGAACUCUCUCGACAGAAUUCUAUCGUGCACAUGCCAGGUGACUUUAUUUACUUUGAUCAUCCUUUUCAUGCUCCUUUGACGCCUCUUUCGCCCCCUCAGGCCAGUGUGAACUCUUCACUUGUGAAACGACACCAUCACCACGUCAGUAAUAAAGCCAUUAUUGGCGAAGAUAACGGUCCGCAGGUUCCUUUUACCAAGUUUUUUCAAAAACAGGAUGAUGAAAAGAUACACAUUUUGAUCGGCGCUACUGGUUCAGUGGCCACUUUGAAGGUUCCUUUGAUCAUCGACAAGCUAUUUAAGAUUUACACACCUGACAAGGUUUCUAUUCAAUUGGUGGUUACCAAAAGGGCAGAGCACUUUUUGAAAGGACUAAAAAUAAGUAAAGAUGUCAAGUUAUGGAGGGAUGAGGACGAAUGGUUCGGUUUUAAGAGACCGGGUGAUCCUGUUUUACAUAUUGAAUUACGCAAGUGGGCAGAUAUAUUUCUAAUUGCACCGUUGUCUGCCAACACCUUGGCAAAGGUUGCGAACGGUAUUUGCGACAACCUAUUAACAUCUUUGCUACGAGUAUGGAAUCCUAGUACCCCAGUCAUUGUGGCUCCUGCCAUGAACACAUUUAUGUAUGCGCACCCCGUGACUAGCAAGCACUUGAAGAUACUACGAGAAGACGCUCCGUAUGUUCAGGUCCUAAAACCCGUAGAGAAGGUUCUUGUUUGUGGUGAUAUAGGGAUGGGUGGAAUGAGAGAGUGGAUAGAAAUAGUUGAAAUUUUGGUGAAAAGCAUUUCUAAAUCAAGUGGUUUGAAUCAACUGUCACAAGGCGACAAAGACGACCAAGAAAAUGAUGCAGAGGAGGUAGAAGACGACGAUGAUGAACGACGUCACGAGGGUGAGGAAACAGAUGACACCGAUGCUACCGACUUGUCAUCUGGAGAUGCAUUCGAAGAUGAAGACGACGACCAAGGUGAAGAUGAGUCUCAUACACGUGAAGAUAAUAAUCAUAAUGAAACAAAGAACUCCGGUUCUACGAGUUUCCAAGCAUACAAUACUAAUCAAACCUCUCACAUCCGAUAA
Molecule: messenger RNA, 1782 nt
Organism: Eremothecium sinecaudum
Lineage: Eukaryota; Fungi; Ascomycota; Saccharomycetes; Saccharomycetales; Saccharomycetaceae
Gene: CAB3
Product: phosphopantothenoylcysteine decarboxylase complex subunit CAB3
Exons: 1
Coding region: 1-1782 (593 amino acids)
Biological process (GO): coenzyme A biosynthetic process
Cellular component (GO): phosphopantothenoylcysteine decarboxylase complex
Molecular function (GO): FMN binding; phosphopantothenoylcysteine decarboxylase activity
Source: RefSeq, a predicted model, not a curated record